Paramacrobiotus metropolitanus is the source of this 1244-nucleotide messenger RNA. RefSeq lists its product as uncharacterized. The record is from RefSeq and is a predicted model, not a curated record. The transcript has 2 exons. NCBI's taxonomy places the organism in Eukaryota, Metazoa, Tardigrada, Eutardigrada, Parachela, Macrobiotidae. Bases 147 to 743 code for a protein of 198 amino acids.
CCAUUUUCUUUCCGCUUUCGAGUUUUUCGGGUAGCUUUGUUUGCUCAUCUUUAUCUCUGCACGAUAUUCCUCCCGACUAACUGCGCUUUAACCUGGACUUGAUUGCUUAGGUUACUGGAUUUCGAUCUUUUCUCGCUCACCGCACAAUGGAUUGUGGAAAGUGCCGUCGCAUCAGCCUGGCAUCGCUGCAGGAAAUGUCGCGGGAGCAUGCGCUCAGGCUGAACCAUCGCUACGACUGCGUGGAUGUGUGGAGCGACGAGGGCCCGCUGCAGUUCGGGCGGGUGGUGGACGCGGGCUCAGACGGCCUGUUUAUCGAUUUCCUUUGCCCGGGUCGGCGCCGCCACUUCGUCCCCUUCGGGCGCGUCUUCCGGGUGCGGGGGAAUGGCAUGGUGCCAGAUUGGAUGCGCGCCCACGCGACGUGGCCGGUGGAGGUGCUCUGGCGCUGUCAUCCCCACGAAGCUUGGACCUGGCGGGGGGCGAGGCUGGUGGUGACGGCCAGGCGCGACUGGCGACGAACGAACGCCGGAUUAGUGCGGCUGUGCGACGCCGCCGGCCGGGCGACAGGGCCUUUGCAGGUCGUCCCCUUUUCCCGGAUCCGCGACGCCGGCGAGGAUGCGGUCCGCGGCAGCGGUAGCAGCGUUCUGGCGGCUGCUGCGAACGGCCGACCCCCCCGGGAAAGAGGAUUUACGGCGCUAUUACGGCCAAGGGCGCUGGUUAAUGAGUUACGUCGAUCUACGGGAUAGUUGCUUCGAUCUCUUGGUCGGUCCGGAGUCGUUCGUCUUCGGCCGGCUGCAGUUGCCGGCGGCGUGUACCGCUGUAUCGGAGGAGACGCAGCGCUGUUUGAUGGAGGCCUGGCUGAGCCGUUCCCCUUUUGGGCGGCCACCGUUUCGGUUACUGCGUCGGCUGGAUGAGGGCGGCACGUGGUUGUACGUGGAGCGCCCAAGGUCGUAGUAUAAUUGUAGGAUUAAGGUGAGUGGGACGGGUAGGCUUUUGAUGACAACCCUGCACAGGAUAUAAGCGACUCGGUGUGCAGAGUGCCUGGGAGACUGCGCCGCAACUGCAGUUAGCGCUGCCGCGGAUGCUCCGCCUGCUGGACUUGCCCGUAGCCGUGGAGGCCUCCGCUGGCGAGGGGCUGCAGCAGCUGCCGGUGGAAUUGUUGUCGGAGGUCUUCUCCCAUCUGGACACGGCGGAACAGACGCGUCUGCGCCCGGUGUGCGCCCUCUGGGACUCCGUCCUGCAGUCGG